Molecule: messenger RNA, 996 nt
Organism: Pimephales promelas (fathead minnow)
Lineage: Eukaryota; Metazoa; Chordata; Actinopteri; Cypriniformes; Leuciscidae
Source: RefSeq, a predicted model, not a curated record
AUAAAUCACAUACUUUAAAGUGUUGACUAAUGUAACUUGAAUCUAAUAUGAGAAAAGCUUCUUCCAAAUUAAAAUUUAAUAUAGCUAAACACUAUUGAUGUGGGAGAUUCAAAUUCAGAUUAAACUAUAUUGUGAAUUUGUUAAUAUAUGUUCAUUUCUUCUCCAGGUGUGUCCGGUGUUGGAUCCGAUGAAGUGUCAGUGAUGGAGGGAGAUUCAGUCACUCUAUACACUGGUGUUCAAACAAUCAAACAAUAUGAUAUUAAAUGGUAUUUUAAUGACAUUCGUAUUGCUCAAAUCAAUGGAGAUCUCAGUAAGUUCUGUACAGAUGUUCAGUGUAAUGAAGGCACUGAGAUAUUCAGAGACAGACUGAAGCUGGAUCAUCAGACUGGAUCUCUGACCAUCAUGAACAUCAUAAACGCACACUCUGGACUUUAUGAAUUGAAGAUCAUCAGCAGCAGAGUCAGUGGAAAUAUCUUCACUGUUUCUGUUCAUGGUGUUUCUGCUGCUGAACGAGAUGAAGUGAAGAGAAAGUCAGUGAAGGAGGGAGAAUCUGUUGCUUUACAUCUUGGUGUAAUAAGAAAACCAAGUGAUGUGAUGAUGUGGUAUUAUAAGGACACUCUCAUCGCUGAAAUCACUGGAGAUCAGAGUCAGAUCUGUACAGAUGUUCAGUGUAAAGAGAGAUUCAGAGACAGACUGAAGCUGGAUCAUCAGACUGGAUCUCUGACCAUCACACACACCACAAACACACACUCUGGACUUUAUAAACUACAGAUGAUCUUCAUCAACAGAACCUUCAGCAUCACUAGAGUGAAGAGAUUCAGUGUUUCUGUCAUUGGGUCAGGUCUGUCUCCAGGAGCUGUAGCAGGAAUAUGUGUUAGUGUUCUUCUGCUGGUUUCUGUAGUUGUUGGUGCUGCUGGUGCUGUGAUUUACUAUCGUCACCACGGUACACAUGCAGCAGUACCACAGGAUGUAAGAAUUACAUAUCAGAUGAUUUAA